This is a messenger RNA of Naegleria fowleri, 726 nucleotides long. RefSeq lists its product as uncharacterized. Bases 1 to 726 code for a protein of 241 amino acids. Lineage: Eukaryota; Heterolobosea; Eutetramitea; Acrasida; Naegleriidae. The transcript has a single exon. The record is from RefSeq and is a predicted model, not a curated record.
AUGCGCAAACAUGUCAAGCUUUUUUGGUUCAGUGCUUGCUUCUUCGUGUACAGUCUUGUCUUCCUUCGAGUGAUUGCUGUUCAUGCCUUCCAACCAUCCUCAUCCACAACAAUAUUUUCAUCUCCUUGUCCCAUCAAUACAUUCAAUUCGUUACAAAUUCUUAAUAAUGAUUCAACAACAACCUCAACAACAACCUCAACAACAACCUCAACAACAACCAUCACUUCUUCUUCAUCACUCGUCCAAUGUGUUCCUCUUUCCUUACAUCCUCUCUUUGGGAAACCUUGUGAACUCUUUUUAGAAUUUCAAAACAUUAAUUCCGACAACAACGACCAUCAAAUGUCCACGACGACCUUGGUGGUGAAGGAUCCUUGUCAAGUCUUAGAUCCACCCAAUUUACCAGUGCUUUCGUGUUACAUGCAUCGAUGUGUGCCGUGCGUUCCAAAUUCCAUGGAUGUCACCACUGGAUUGUAUUGCAAGGUCAAUAAGAACAACAUCAAUGAUCCAACCAAGAUGAAUUUGGAAUUUAAACAAAUUUCCUAUUAUAUGGGUUGGGAAUAUUUGGAUCGAAUCUUGUUGUUGUGGAUGAUCUUUUUGGGGUUAUUGGUGUUAUAUUUUGUCGUGUAUAUGAUUGUGAAUUAUAACAAGUAUAAUAAUCGAGAGUUUAAAAGACAAUAUGAAAUGUAUGUCUAUGAAUUCAUUGUAAAAAAGAUUAAUCAGUAUUGA